This is a messenger RNA of Vicia villosa (hairy vetch), 540 nucleotides long. RefSeq lists its product as uncharacterized. The record is from RefSeq and is a predicted model, not a curated record. Lineage: Eukaryota; Viridiplantae; Streptophyta; Magnoliopsida; Fabales; Fabaceae. Bases 1 to 540 code for a protein of 179 amino acids. The transcript has 3 exons.
AUGAAGUAUGGUGAUCUUGUUUAUGUUAAACUACCCUUCAUGAGUAUGGCUGGAAGGAAUGACGUUGCGAUUUCUGCUGCUUUGGAAGUUGUUGCUCAGGCCAUGCAGAAUCAGCAUAAUGCUAGAGGGAAUGAUGAGUCUCAUAGCUUGAGUACGUUCCCAAGAGAGAAUCCUCCUACCUUCAAGGGUAAUUACGAUCCAGAUGGAGCACAUGAAUGGCUUAAGGAGAUCGAGAGGAUCUUCCGGGCGAUGGAUUGUUCUGCAGUGCAGAAGAGGUUAAAGACUAUUGGUGACGUGAUUACUUGGGCCGUAUCCACAAGGAAGUUCCUAAGAAAGUAUUUUCCCGAAGAUGUCCGGGGAAAGAAAGAGAUGGAGUUCCUUGCGCUGAAACAGGGGAAUUUGACUGUUACUGAGUAUGCUGCUAAGUUCGUGGAACUUGUGAAGUUCUACCCGGACUAUAGUGAGGAGACUGCAGAAUAUUCGAAGUGUAUUAAGUUUGAUAAUGGGCUGUGUCCGGAGAUUAAGCGGGCGAUUAGAUAG